CAACAACAGCUGAUAGGGCAAGCCAAGUGCACAUUAGGCGCUUGUGGACCGCCGCACAUUUCUCGCUAGCGAAACCUCGAAACAAUCCCCACACAGCCCUACGCAAGAAGCAUCGAGUUUCAUCAGAUACCAAUAUCUCAUGGUUCCUGCAUGUUCCCAUCGCAUAAUCGAGUCGAACCACGGUGCAUUCGCGCGCAGAAAUUGGGCUAACAAGUAGUCCGCUUGCUCUGGGGACAUUUACGGGACAUCUAACUUGAAACAGCCACAGUCUUUGCUCCAUCGUGAGUCCGGGCCAGCCACACCUUACUCAGGUUGUGGUAGGAAAUCCAGGCAAUGGCUGAACUGGAUGCCCUCAUCGACUCGCUGAUUGAACAGCGCAAGGCUCCAGAGGCGUCGUACAUCGAGAGCAAAGAUGAAAAGACCCUCAAGCUCGAACAGAUUCCGGGCAAAGGUCAAGGGGUAUUCGCAAAACAGGUCUUGUCUGUGAAGGAGCCGAUCUGUUCAUUAACCUACCCGACCAUGAUGGCGAUCGAUUCAGACUUUUUGCCGACAACGUGUUACCACUGCCUCAUUGUCACGGAGAGUCCGUUGCCCGUCCCUGGAUACGGACACGCAUCUGUCCAGCUGAAGAUCUGCAAUGGCUGCCACGCUGCUCGUUUCUGCAGCCGCAACUGUCAGGUCAAGUCGUGGCACGCAUACCACAAGUUUGAGUGCAAGAUCUUCAAAAGGGUGCAGAACAACCUGCCUCCGGCCAUCCUCAGGGCGGUGCUGCGGGCAGUGCUCCUCAGGGACCGAGACAAGCUGCCGAGUGACGAAUGGAACCGCAUCACGCAGCUGACCUCCCAUGAACAAAUCCUUGCCGCGCGAGGUCGGUCCAACCUGACGGAAAUGGCAGAAGGGAUCCAACACCUGGCCGCGUCAGGCAUGGCCAUCGAGACGAUCCAGCGGCUGAUUUUCAUCAUGAAGUCCAACGCCACCGAGCUGCCUACUCCAAUCCAGGGGGGCAUAGGCGUCAUGUUAGAGCCUCUCGUGGCCAAAUUCAACCACAGCUGCGAACCGAAUCUGGCUGUCCACAGACCUCAGCACACUAUGACGCCUGGCUGGAUGAGCUCAACGGAGCUCUCGGAGGAUGAAAGACGGACGUUCAUUCGGGUCAUUCCUCUACGAGACAUUCAACAAGACGAGGAGCUUUUCAACUGCUACAUCGUUCCCACGGCGUCAGCGACCGCCAGAAGAGCGAAGCUCAUGGAGGACUACUUCUUCACUUGCAAUUGCCCCAAGUGCCUUUCAGAUACCAAGGCUGCUGCGGACCUAGCCGCCGAGCAACCUAGUCUCCCAGCCCAGUUUGAUAAGUGGACCGAGUCUGUUGCACGCCAUCUGUCGCAAGAAAAGAGGAGCCCUGAUGCCUUCCGGCGGGCUGCAGCGGGCAUGGACAAGUCAGACCGCUUCCUUGACUACCCUGCCCUCUGCACCACUGGCAAGUUCCCCGAAACGGCCAUGAGACUUAUCCUGGAGGGGUUGAAGUAUCAAGCCUUCGACGAAGCUCUGGUGAACGUCCUCCGGAUCUACUUCCUCGUCAAUCCAGCGCGCUUUGUUGGGCUACAUAACCCUACCAAUGUGUACACGAUCUUCCUCAUGCUUGAUAUAUUCGAUGUCCUCCUGGGUAUUUCGACUUCGUCCGGAAUCACCGGCGACAAGGUAGAAAACGCACUGCGCAAUAUAUCGAACCGUGGACUGGGCAAAGACGCGGUGAGUUACUGGAGAGGGAGAAUAUGUGCAGAUUUAAGAAAGAGGCUGGAAGACAGCGCGUUGACCGAUCUGCUGGUUCUAGUCCAGAAGCGGGAGGAACAAGCGAAGCAGGUCGCAGCCCAAGACCCUCUUGCCGGAGGAGAGGGAUUAAAGGAACGGGCGGAAGGGGGGAUGAGGGCUGUUCUGAGGCUAGACGAGAAAAGAUGGUCGGCUGCGCUGCAGGAGACUGGGUGCUGAAGUUUGCUCGUCAGGCGCCUUAAUCGACCGACCCCUGGUCCCGGACCCUCUGAUGUUGAGACUUCGGCGUUCAUAGUGCUACGUUCGGCGGUUGUCACAACAGAUGUAGGUAGAUCUCAGAUGAAUAUAAAAUGCAAG
This is a messenger RNA of Cladophialophora immunda, 2124 nucleotides long. RefSeq lists its product as uncharacterized. The record is from RefSeq and is a predicted model, not a curated record. The transcript has a single exon. Gene Ontology annotation, molecular function: protein binding. Lineage: Eukaryota; Fungi; Ascomycota; Eurotiomycetes; Chaetothyriales; Herpotrichiellaceae. Gene Ontology annotation, cellular component: nucleus. Bases 334 to 1986 code for a protein of 550 amino acids.